ACUAUCGGUGCCUCUUUUUUGUUAAAACUAUCUUUUUUGGUUGCAAGGCAGUAGUGUAAACAAUGCGUGCUGAAGCGCGGCUACCGGAGCCCGCAGCUAGCAGGCGGUAGUCAGCGCGAGCUCGGCCGUCAGAGUAGCUCUCUCAGCCCGGCUGAGACAGAUGGGCUCCUCGGUGAAAUUGAGUAAAAGGCGGAAGACUGCGUAUGAACAGUCACCCAGAGAUGCUACACAGCGGCUACCAGCUAGCUAACUGUUCCGACAUGCAGUCAACCGUGAGCCGAUUCAACAGGAUUUACAAUUUUUAAAUGAACCAUCUUGAAUGACGGCAUCCUUCUUUAUGGAUUUGCAACAGGACAGCUUGCACUAACUUCUAUACUUGAUAAACUCCUUGAAACCCAGGAUGGCAAGCAGGAGGAAGUCCACCACUCCCUGCAUGGUUCCUCCUCAAGAUACUAUAGACUCAGACCAGGAUAUGGAGGACGUCAUGGACACAACAGAUCCCGAGGACAGUAACGGAUUGGUGACUGCUUCUUCUGACGUUUCUACUUUGAUGGAGGACCGAGGUGAGGAUGCAGACGUCAGACAGGAUCUGCUACCAGACCCUUACAUGGACCUGAACAUGGCAGAAGGGGGCUACGAGUGUAAAUACUGCAGCUUCCAGACGUCGGAGCUCAACCUGUUCACCAUGCAUGUUGACACGGAGCAUCCCGAUGUUGUCAUUAGCACCUCCUACGUCUGCAUGGAGUGCGACUACCACACCAAAAGCUAUGACACACUUCAGGCCCACAAUGCUCGGCUGCACCCGGGCGAGGACAACUUCACACGAACAAUGGUAAAGCGAAACAACGAGACUAUCUUCCAGCAAACUGUCAACGAUCUCACUUUCGACGGCAGCUUCGUCAAAGAGGAGGACGACGAAGUGGAGGAGACGUCCCGCAAAGCCAUCCCCCUCAGCAAGACCCCCAUCAUGAGGAUCAGGAGCAGGUCAGAGCCCAAUAAAUUUGCCGCAGCGCCUAAAAUGACUGUCGACGACGAUGUGAUCAAAGUGGAAAGUGAUGAUGAGGGUGAGGAGAACGAAGAGCCUCCCCGGCUGUCGCCCGCUCCGAUGACCACUGCUGCCUCGGCUCCUCGCCUCAUCCCCGUCUCCACACCGGUGCAGGCCGUGCCUCAGAGCAUCGUGGUGAACAGCUCCAACAUGGUGCAGAUAAAAGGCGGCUCGGGUGGGGGCGGCUCCGUGCUGGCCCCAGGGACACUGGCCCAGGUUCUGUCAGCGUUGCAGACCCAACAGAACACUCAGACUCAGCUCCUGAUCCCCAUCAGCAGCAUCCCCACCUACAACACUGCCAUGGACAGCAACGUCCUGCUCGUCAGCGCCUACAACAGGUUUCCGUAUCCGUCCGUGUCGGAGAUCGUUGGUUUGUCGUCGCAAACCAAGUUCAGCGAGGAGCAGAUCAAGGUCUGGUUUUCUGCUCAGAGGCUCAAACACGGAGUCAGCUGGACACCAGAGGAGGUGGAGGAGGCAAGGAGGAAAAAGUUUAACGGCACAGUCCAAACUGUCCCUCAGACCAUCACCGUCAUCCCCGCAAACAUCGGUGCAGCUACGAACGGUCUGCAGUCCAUCUUUCAGACCUGUCAGAUCGUUGGUCAGCCAGGGCUCGUCCUCACUCAGGUGGCUGGCAACGGCAGCGCCAUGCCUGUGGCCUCGCCGAUCACCCUGACGGUGGCAGGGGUGCCCAGUAGCCAGCCCAAAGCCGCCGAACCUUCAGCACUCGAAUCGAACGCUGAGAUGUCGGGCUCGUCAGCCAGUUUGUCGCUCAGUUUGGAUGCAGCCACAGCAAAGCCAAAGAAGUCCAAAGAGCAGCUGGCGGAGCUGAAAGCGAGUUACGGCAGGAGGCAGUUUGCCAGUGAGGAGGAGAUAUCGCGCCUCAUGCAGGUCACCAAACUCUCCAAACGAGCAAUAAAGAAGUGGUUCAGUGACACGCGCUACAACCAGAGGAACUCGAAGGAUCACCACAGCUUGCUUCUGAGUGAGACUUCGUCCAGCAGAGCUGCAUCGGGAGGAGGCAGAGGAGGAAAGAACAGCAGCAACAUCCUCGAUGAAAACCUCGGCAGUGAGACUCCCACAAAUGCUACUGCUGCCGCCACCACCAUUGUUAUCGACUCCAGUGAUGACGCCAGCGACUCCUCCCCAAAUUCUGCCGCUGCCCCGGGCUUGUCGGGGUCAACGCGUGACCCGCGUGUCAAAUUCCGCCACGCUUUCCCCGACUUCACUCCACAGAAGUUCAAGGAAAAGACUCCAGAGCAGCUCCACAUCCUGGAGGCCAGCUUCCAGACAUCGGACCAACCUUCAGACGAGGAGCUGAGUCGGCUGCGUGCGGAGACGAAGCUGACGAGACGGGAGGUGGACGCUUGGUUCACAGAGAGACGGAAAAUGUCUCUGGCGGCUCAGUCAAGGGACAGCGACGCCGAGGGUGACCCAGACAAGGUGUCCACACAGGAGCGACAGAGCACUCCCCCCGUUACCAGGAAGAUCCUGAAGAAGACUCCGGAGCAGCUUCACAUUCUCAAGAAGGCUUUUGUCCGCUCGCAGUGGCCAACUUCCGAGGAGUACGAUCAGAUGGCGGAGGAGAGCGGCCUGCCGAGGACGUACAUCGUCAACUGGUUUGGAGACACCCGCUACUCCUGCAAGAACAGCAACCUGAAGUGGUACUACCUCUACCAGAGCGGAAAGGUGGACGAGGCGCUGAACGGUGGAGCAAAGAUCCAGAAGAAGUCCAGGAAGCGUUUCCACGGUUGGUCCAGGAGGUCGCGCCGUCCUUAUUCCUGCAAACGGUCUCCACAAGUGGGUGUUAGCGUCAUCAAGGUGAAGUCCGGUAAGAUGUUUCUAAAGGAAUACUACCUCAAACACAGAGCCCUGAGCGAGAAAGACUUGGACGAUUUGGUGGCAAAGUCCAAGAUGAGUUACGAGCAGGUGAGAGACUGGUUCUCUGAGGCCGCCAGAAAGGUGGAGGAAGGCAAGGAGCCCUUCAGCGAGGAGGAGGCAGAGGAGGAGGAGGCAGAUGAUGAUGAGGAGGAAGAAGAGGAGGAGGAAGUGGCAACAGCAGAGUGUGCAGACAGUGAAGGAGAAAUGGAGGUGAGAGAACAAGGAGAGGCCUCAGAUAAUGACUGUGUUGAAGAUGGAAAGAAGGAGGAGCCUGAUGAGGAGGAGGAGGAGGAAGAGGAUGAUGAAGAGAUCCAGGAGGAAUCUGAAGGUGACAGCCAAUCACAGCCUCAGGCUGAGGAGCGGACAUGAACAGGCAGGUUUACCGUUGCUUCCCCUGCUGUGGAGCUGACAAGACGACACCCAUCAGUAUUUCUCAGCUGGCGGGUCGGGACUCGGCGUCGGCGGCAGAAAGCAGACGUUAAACGAGUUGUGCCUUUGAACUAAACUUGGGGUCACGAUGCAGCUAAAAACCACUUUAAAACCACCCGGUCCGGACUUGGAUUGUUGUGGUGGACGGUGGGGACCAACCAAACAGGAGAAAACGACGAAGCCUCUCACCAAACACAGCGAGUGUGAGUUCCUGCACUGCUCCAAGCACCCUUUGUUUGUUUUUGUG
Molecule: messenger RNA, 3599 nt
Organism: Nematolebias whitei (Rio pearlfish)
Lineage: Eukaryota; Metazoa; Chordata; Actinopteri; Cyprinodontiformes; Rivulidae
Product: zinc fingers and homeoboxes protein 1
Exons: 8
Coding region: 401-3292 (963 amino acids)
Biological process (GO): regulation of transcription by RNA polymerase II
Cellular component (GO): nucleus
Molecular function (GO): DNA-binding transcription factor activity, RNA polymerase II-specific; DNA binding
Source: RefSeq, a predicted model, not a curated record